AUAAUAGCAUGCACAGGAAGUAUCCUCUAAUUGUCUACUUAAGAUGAUUCUCAUCUUAAGCCGAUAAAUUACCAAACAAGAAUAAUAUGGAACUUUUGAAGUGCUACACUUACACUUACUUACAUAUGUACCUCCAUAACCGUAUAUGAAAUGCAUAUGAAGACUUUUGUUAAAAAGCAAUACAUGUUUUAUAUACGAACUGUUUCGGUACAGGUAUGACAUUUCGUACGCGACAAUUGACGGAAAUAGUCGACAAACGGCUGCAUACGCUUUGGCGCAAAGAAUCAACCAGUACACUUGGUCGCUCUCCACGCAGUUAUACGAAUAUUUGAAUACGUGCACGACGAUUAUCUCCUUGUGUCUCAUAUCAACGUCAAAUAAUUAUGAAGGAAUGGCUCAGAAUCUCAUGCUUAUUGUGCAUAUGCGGUUUUGCACGCGAAAUUCGUCCUUCAGAGCCAUACUUAACGGAAUAUUUGAUAAGUAGCAGAGCAAAUAUAACACGGGAUGUGAUCAGCCAAAAAGUCUAUCCUGUGGUGACCUAUUCUUAUCUAUCCACACUUGUGCUAAUAUUUCUAGUCACUGAUUUUCUGAGGUACAAACCCUUGAUUAUUUUGAUGGGUUCUUGUGGCACAAUAGUAGCAUCGAUGCUACUCUGGACCACCACAUUAACUGCCUUGCAAACACUUGAAUUUUUUUACGGUCUUUAUUUGGCCUCCGAAGUGGCUUAUUACACUUAUAUUUACGCCAAAGUGGAUAAACGGUACUACCCCAAGGUCACUGCCCAUACACGAGCGGCCAUGUUCAUGGGUAAACUAGUAGGAGGCUUUUCCUCACAGCUACUCAUUAAUUUGAAGCUAAUGAAUUACAAAUCGUUGCAUUAUAUAACAUUAAGCACUCAAAUCUUUGCUACAUUGUGGGCCUUCAUUUUGCCAAACGUGGAUAAAAGUUUAUAUUUCCAUCGAAAGCAGGAUGUGCAUGUUGUGCAACCGACGGCAGUUGUUAACUCAUUAUCUAUGGAGUUACAAGAUGCAAAUUCAAUUAAAAGUCAGAGCAAAGAAAGUGUUAAACCAAUUUCACCUUUAAACUUGCUGUGGUCACAUUUCUAUAAUGCCUAUAGCAAUUUAAAGGUAGUCCAAUGGAGUAUUUGGUACGCGGUCAGUUUGUGUGGUUAUUUGCAAAUCAUCAUGUAUAUGCAAGUGUUAUGGAUUGAAAUUGAGCCGAAUAUGGAAAUUGCUUGGAAUGGUGCAGUUGAUGCCGUAUUAACAGCAAUGGCGGCUCUAAUGGCUUUGGCAGCUGGGUACAUUCAUGCUGGCAGAUUGAAACCACUUCAAAGUUUAUUAGUUUUGUCCAUUUUUGCGGCAAUGGAGGGAGGAGCUAUUUUACUUUGUUGUCGGACGUCGAAUAUAUACAUCUCUUACGUUGCCUAUACACUUUUUGGCGCCUUUUAUGCCUUUAGCAUAACUGUAGCGAGCGCUGAAGUGGCACGUUAUCUGGAAGAAGAAAGUUUUGGACUAGUAUUCGGUGUGAAUACUUUUAUAGCGCUUGUAUUUCAAACACUUUUAACAAUAACGGUGGUUUCAAACUCUGGUUUAUCUUUGAACGUACGUGGCCAGUUCACCGUGUACGCAUUUUACUUCAUCGGUGCGAGUGUUAUUUCCAUCUUAUUUGUGGCUGUAGAAUAUUUCAUUAAGAAAAUUACAGAAAAGCCCACAAAUAUAUGUCUGGAGUAGUUUUUUUGUAAUUCUUACUUAAAAAACGAUUUGCUAUAUUAGUAGCUCGAGUUUUGUAGGUGUAUAAAUAAAGUGAUGAUCUACACAUUUUAA
Bactrocera tryoni is the source of this 1823-nucleotide messenger RNA. Its product is annotated as thiamine transporter 1-like. Gene Ontology annotation, molecular function: vitamin transmembrane transporter activity. Gene Ontology annotation, biological process: vitamin transport; transmembrane transport. Bases 384 to 1730 code for a protein of 448 amino acids. The transcript is spliced from 5 exons. The record is from RefSeq and is a predicted model, not a curated record. Gene Ontology annotation, cellular component: plasma membrane. Lineage: Eukaryota; Metazoa; Arthropoda; Insecta; Diptera; Tephritidae.